Molecule: messenger RNA, 381 nt
Organism: Penicillium antarcticum
Lineage: Eukaryota; Fungi; Ascomycota; Eurotiomycetes; Eurotiales; Aspergillaceae
Product: putative vacuolar transporter chaperon Vtc1
Exons: 2
Coding region: 1-381 (126 amino acids)
Cellular component (GO): vacuolar transporter chaperone complex; fungal-type vacuole membrane
Source: RefSeq, a predicted model, not a curated record
AUGUCCAGCCAACCCCUCCUCCAAACUGCCCCGGGCAAGCGCAUCGCGCUCCCAACCCGCGUCGAGCCCAAAGUCUUCUUCGCCAACGAGCGUACCUUCCUCUCCUGGCUCAACUUCACCGUCAUCCUGGGCGGUCUCGCAGUCGGCCUACUGAACUUUGGUGAUCGCAUCGGUCGGAUCUCCGCCGCGCUGUUCACUGUCAUUGCAAUGGGUGCGAUGAUCUAUGCCCUUGUUACAUUCCACUGGCGGGCGCAGAGUAUCCGCCGUCGUGGGUCGACGGGUAUCGACGACCGUUUCGGUCCGACUAUUCUUGCUAUUGCUUUGCUUGCCGCUGUGGUUGUCAACUUCAUUCUGCGCAUUCGCGAUGGACAGAUGAACUAG